CUGAACAGUGGCAAAAAAUAUCAUAUUAAUGUUGGAAGUUGAUGUGGUGUCGGUGUAUGUCACCGGGGUUAUUUCCAUCGAUAAAUAGUGUUGCAGUGCGAUAAGAUGUUAUUUAAAAUCCAGUGAAAGGAUUCAUGUUGACGCGUUGUGUUACUUUUGUUUGUGUUUAGACAGGACUGUUUGAUUUGUGAUGGCUUUGGGCAAUGGUAGCACCCCGAACGGGGGUGUUACCCAAGAAAAAGCACCAGUGGUCAAUGGGACUAACAUGGAAACGUUGCCUAGGACAGGGAAACAGACUGAUCCGAAUACGGCUUUUUUAAGGGCAGCUAGAGCGGGACAGCUGGAUAAAAUCCAGGAAUAUCUGGAUUCGGGGACUGUUAGGGACAUAAAUACGUCAAAUGCGAACGGUCUCAACGCCCUUCACCUCGCCUCCAAGGAGGGACACGUGGAGAUCGUCAGGGAGCUGCUGAAGAGGGGCGCUAUCGUCGACGCCGCCACCAAGAAGGGCAACACCUCGUUGCACAUCGCUUCUCUUGCCGGACAAGAAGAAGUGGUCCGGUUACUGGUGCAACAUGGCGCUUCCCUCAACGUUCAGUCCCAAAACGGAUUCACACCACUUUAUAUGGCUUCACAAGAAAACCAUGAUGGUGUCGUUCGGUAUUUACUGUCGAAAGGAGCAAAUCAAACUCUUGCCACGGAGGAUGGUUUCACCCCUCUCGCUGUUGCCAUGCAGCAAGGCCACGACAAAGUGGUCGCAGUACUACUAGAAAACGACACGAGAGGCAAAGUAAGAUUGCCGGCGCUGCACAUAGCCGCCAAGAAAGACGACGUGAAAGCCGCUUCCCUCCUCCUCCAAAACGAACACAACCCCGACGUAACCUCAAAAAGUGGUUUCACCCCUUUACACAUAGCCGCCCAUUACGGUAACGAUAAAGUCGCUUCCUUGCUUUACGAGAAAGGUGCUGACGUUAACUACACCGCUAAACAUAACAUAACGCCCCUCCACGUCGCUUGUAAAUGGGGGAAGAUCAACAUGGUCACGUUGUUGGUGGCGAAGGGUGCCGACAUCCAAGCGAAAACUAGAGACGGUUUGACGCCCCUUCAUUGUGCAGCCAGAAGUGGUCACGAUCAGGUUGUUGAUAUGUUGUUGGAGAACGGUGCUCCGAUGCAUGCCAAGACGAAGAACGGUUUGGCCCCCUUGCACAUGGCUGCACAAGGCGAACAUGUAGACGCCGCCAGGAUUUUACUCUACCACGGAGCUCCUGUAGACGAGGUAACGGUGGAUUAUCUGACGGCCCUUCACGUCGCCGCCCACUGCGGCCACGUUAGAGUGGCGAAAUUACUCCUAGACAGAGGCGCCGACCCUAACGCUAGAGCUUUGAACGGUUUCACGCCCCUACACAUAGCCUGCAAGAAAAACCGAUUAAAAAUGGUGGAGCUUUUACUGAAACACGGAGCUAGUAUAAGCGCCACGACUGAGAGCGGCCUGACGCCUCUCCACGUCGCCAGUUUCAUGGGAUGCAUGAACAUCGUCAUCUAUUUACUUCAACACGACGCCAGUCCCGAUAUACCCACCGUCAGGGGCGAAACCCCGUUGCAUCUGGCCGCUAGGGCGAACCAGACGGAUAUAAUAAGGAUACUUCUUCGGAACGGAGCGGCAGUCGAUGCAAAAGCGAGAGAAGAACAAACGCCGCUGCACGUCGCCUCCAGGCUUGGCAACGUCGACAUCGUCAUGUUGUUACUGCAGCACGGCGCCCAGCCUCACGCCACCACUAAGGACCUGUACACGCCGCUUCACAUUGCCGCUAAGGAAGGGCAAGAGGAAGUCGCUUCCGUUCUGCUGGACAACGGCGCCGACCUGACCGCCACGACCAAGAAGGGCUUCACGCCCCUCCACCUGGCGGCGAAGUACGGCCACCUAAACGUGGCGCGUCUCCUGCUCCAACGCGACGCGCCCGCCGACGCCCAGGGAAAGAACGGCGUUACGCCCCUCCACGUCGCCGCCCACUACGACCACCAGCCCGUCGCUCUGCUGUUGCUGGACAAGGGCGCUUCGCCCCACGCCACCGCCAAGAACGGACAUACUCCGCUGCACAUUGCUGCACGCAAAAAUCAGAUGGACAUUGCAACAACCUUAUUGGAAUAUGGAGCUCAAGCGGACGCAGAGUCUAAAGCUGGAUUUACACCCUUACACUUAAGUGCGCAAGAAGGCCAUUCCGACAUGUCUUCCCUGCUAUUAGAACAUCAAGCCAAUUCCAAUCACGCAGCCAAGAACGGUCUUACGCCGCUUCACCUCUGCGCCCAAGAUGACCGAGUCCCGGUCGCUCAACUGCUGCUGAAAGCCGGCGCGCAGAAGGACGCCCAGACCAAGCAGGGCUACACGCCACUGCACGUCGCCUGCCACCACGGCCACGUCAACAUGGUACGCCUCCUGAUCGAACAAGGGGCCGAGGUUAACCCCGUCACAUCGGCGGGCUACACGCCGUUGCAUCAGGCCGCGCAGCAGGGACACGUCCUCGUCAUCAGCCUGUUGUUGAAGAAUAAGGCCGAUCCCAACGCCGUGACGAAUAGCGGCCAGACGGCCCUGGGAAUAGCGAAUAAACUUGGGUAUAUCAGUGUGGUGGAGGAGCUGAAAGUGGUUACGGAAACGAACAUCACUACGACGACGACGGUGAACAUAGAGGAAAAAUACAAGGUUGUCGCUCCGGAGGCUAUGCAGGAGACGUUCAUGUCCGACUCGGAGGACGAAGGCGGCGGAGUGGACGAGCCUCCCGUGGCUUAUGGUCGACCGACGCAUGCUCAGCACGUCUAUCUACCCUUCUACCAGGGACACAUGACCUACACACGUGACGAUCCACUGUUGGGCGACAAGCACCAGUACAACUACAUGACAGUCGACGAUAUGAAGUCCCUCGGCGACGAUUCCAUGCGACUCGACGUCACCAGCGACGAGAAGAGCGAGCACAACAGAAACUCGAUGGCUCCGUCGCACAUUAGUAACGAACUCAUCAUAACGCCGCACGCCGUGAAGGAGUAUUACGCGUCCAACGCUUAUUCCGCGCCCGACAACGUGGACAUCAACAGGCAGCCGAUCACGGC
Anoplophora glabripennis (Asian longhorned beetle) is the source of this 3099-nucleotide messenger RNA. Its product is annotated as ankyrin-3. The record is from RefSeq and is a predicted model, not a curated record. Gene Ontology annotation, biological process: signal transduction. Lineage: Eukaryota; Metazoa; Arthropoda; Insecta; Coleoptera; Cerambycidae. Gene Ontology annotation, molecular function: protein binding.